Molecule: messenger RNA, 174 nt
Organism: Diversispora eburnea
Lineage: Eukaryota; Fungi; Glomeromycota; Glomeromycetes; Diversisporales; Diversisporaceae
Source: the annotation of a GenBank genome assembly
AUGAUAGAAUUCAUCAAAUAUGAUUUCGAACUAAUGAUUCCUCACGAAUAUGUUAUUGAAAAUAUUGUGACGAUUAUAUAUUUUGAUGGUACAGAUAUAUUGAAUGAUUUUCUUGAUAGAAUAACUUUUAUAGGAUUUACCAAUAGAUAUUCUGAACCUGAUAAAUUAGGAUGA